CAUCUCCAUUUCCAUUUCAUAGCCAGAGCGGCAAACCCUGACCAUUUUCCGGACGGAGAGACGGCUCUACCGCCGCCGGCCAUGGAAGAAGCAAUCUACCAGAUAGUUACAGAGCUCGAAGUACACCGCAACGACCUUCAUUCGCAGACUCCUAUUUCCGAAUCAGCCCUAUUAGCCCUUCAAACCCUCUUAGAUUACACACUUGACAAAGAUGAUCCAAUCGAAAUCGAAAAUCUCUCCGAUGAACUCUCCUCGAAGAACCUCUCCCUCGCUUCCUCCCUCCUCCAGCCUCUCACCUCUGCAAUGGACUCUGGCGUACCCCAUCACUCUCUCCUCGCUUCCAAGGUUUACCUAUCCCUCCUCCUUACCCCUAACUUCCCUGUUUUAUCCCUCUUUACACCCAUGGCUUUCCUCUCUCUACUCCGCACUGUCCGUCGCUCUUUCAAGAAUACUCAAUCGGGUCCACCAUCUGCUAAUGUCGCUAAGAAAAAGAGGGGAGGAAGGGGCGGGGGCAGGUCGAAGAACACCAGUAAGAAUGUCGAAGAAGAGGGCGAGGAGGAUAGAGAACCAGUAAGAGAAUUUGAUGUUAGGACUUUGUUUCCUGUUCUCGAAAGGUUACAUCUCGUUCUGCGUUUGAUUCAUUUAGGUAGGUUUCCUGAUAGUUUGAAGGCCUUGGUUCAAACAGUGGCUGAGAUUCCAGUAACUGCACUUGAAUCUUGUGGAAAUUCAGCAAAUUACACCAAAUUAUGCAACUUGUGUUCACAGAUUUUGAGCGAACUGUUGAAAUCUGAGCAUGGAGAUAAAUCUAUUACUGCAGCUGAGGUAUUAAAGUCUCUUUCCUCUUCAAUUCUCUUGUCAAAAUCACAGGCAAGGACCUUUUCAUUAGCAUUUGUAGUGAACAAGAUGGCUGUAAUGGCAAAGGAUUCAGACGAGAUUCGAAAAGCCAUGGUUAAUCUUCCAAAGUAUUUGGUUAGUAAAGCUCCCGAGAAAUCUGAACCUCGAGCUUUAGCUGUGGAUUCAAUACUGGAAAUCGUUAAAUCUUUAGAACAUAAAGAACAAAUGGAGUUUGCAGAUUAUGUAGUGAAAAUGACUAUUGGGAAACCACAACUUAGACUACUGGCAGUUGAUCUUAUUCCUAUUUUGAUAACUACAUUAAAUAAUCCAUUAGGGACCAGUUCUGAAAAUAAUGAUCCAUUAGACACCAGUUCAGAAAAUGGUGAACCAGUAGCGACCAGUUCAGAAAAUGGUGAACCAGUAGCGACCAGUUCAGAAAAUGGUGAACCAGUAGUGACCAGUUCAGAAAAUGGUGAUCCAGUAGUGACCAGUUCAGAAAAAAAGCAUGAGAGUUCUUGGGGAUUCAGGUGUCUGCAAGCACUAUUACAAAGAUGUUCAGAUUCAGUUGCAGGAAUUAGGGCACGUGCACUCACUAAUUUGGCACAAUUAGUUGGGGUUUUAUCAGGGAAUGAUGAGAGCAAGAAAGGGUUGAUGAAAGUAAUGGGAUUUGGUGAAUAUGGUGGGAUUAAUGAUGUUUUGAGGGAACGUUGUGUUGAUGAGAAAGCAGCUGUUAGGAAGUCAGCACUUGUUCUAAUGUCAAAGCUAACAGUUCUUCAAGGUGAAGGUGGUGGAUUUGAUGAAAUGUUGUUAAAGAUUAUGGGCAUAGCUUGUUCUGAUCAACUUGUGAGCAUAAGAAAGGCUGCAAUUUCUGCUCUUUCAGAGACAUUCAGGAAGUUUCAUGAUGAUAAUGUGACAAAGGAGUGGUUACAUUCUGUCCCACGUUUGAUAACAGACAAUGAAACAAGCAUCCAAGAAGAAUGUGAGAAUUUGUUUCUAGAACUUGUGUUGGAUCGGAUUUCACGUGCAGGAUCUAAUCUUGAUGGAAGAUCAGAAAAGAAUCAAAAUCUGUUAUUUUCUGAUGGAGUUUUAGGUCUAUUGAAAGAAAUCUGUCACAGUGAAGUGACUCCAUGGGUCAAAAAGAUAUGCACAAAUCUUGGAAAAAAGAAGAAACUUAAACCCAAGAUUGCAGUUUCACUUCAAAACAUCAUUAAAAAGUCAGAGUCUAUGUGGUUGACCGAUUCCAAACCAAUAAGUAAGUGGACAGCGCCAGCUGGCACAUGGUUUUUGUUAUCUGAGGUGUCUGGAUUUCUCUUGAAAGCAGUGGAUUGGGAGUUUCUUUAUCACCAUUGGCAGCUUCUUGAUAAACAUGAAGAAGCUUCUCAUAGCCCACAUGAAGAACAAGAGUUUGUUGAACUUGAACAAGUGGAAGGCGUUGAAUCCAGUUCUGUUGAUUGGGCUGGAGAUCGUGUGUAUCUUCUGCAAACAAUUUCUAAUGUUUCUGUUGAAUUGCCUGCUGAACCUGCUGCAGAUUUGGCCCAUAAUUUGCUUAAAAGAAUCGAGGACUUCAGCAUGCAUUCUAUGGAGGUUACUGCUCAUGUAAAAGCACUGAGAACAUUAUGCAAACAAAAGGCUAAAACACCCGAAGAGGCUGAUUCCCUUGUAAUCAAAUGGGUCCACCAACUACUUUCAAAAGCUUCAAAAACUCUUGAAACAUAUUUAACAAAAGAAUCAGAAAUAAACAAAGGUAGCACCUUACUUACACCUCCAACCAGGACUAAGGGUAACAACAAGAACAAAUCAUCAACAACCAUGUCAAGAUUACUAUCGCAAGCUGUUACUGCUGUUUACACCAUUGGAUCACUUGUCAUUAUUUGCCCUUUAGCUGAUUUGAAAUCCAUUGUUCCCAUUUUACAUAAUAUUAUCACAUCUGGCAUUUCUGACCCAAAACUUAAAAAGUUAGCAAGUACGUCACUUUCUGUGAAACAAGUAGCCCCUUCUUUGUACACUCAAGCUUGGUUAACAAUGGGGAAGAUUUGUCUUGCUGAUGGGAAACUUGCAAAGAGAUAUAUACCACUGUUUGUACAGGAGAUGGAAAAGAGCAACAGUGCAGCCCUUCGAAACAAUAUUGUUGUAAUGAUGGCGGAUUUUUGUGUAAGAUAUACUGCUUUGGUUGAUUGUUAUAUACCAAACAUCACCAAAUGUCUUCGUGAUCCUUGUGAACUAGUUAGAAGACAGACAUUCACACUUCUAUCAAGGUUAUUACAGCGUGAUUAUGUGAAGUGGAGAGGUGUCCUUUUUCUUCGAUUUCUUUUAUCACUUGUUGAUGAAUCAGAGAAAAUAAGACAACUUGCUGAUUUUCUUUUUGGGAAUAUAUUAAAAGUGAAGGCGCCACUUUUAGCUUAUAACAGCUUUGUUGAAGCCGUCUUUGUUCUAAAUGACUGUAAUGCCCAUACUGGGCAAGCCAAUUCCGGGAGUUCCUCGAAAGAAAACCGUCUUUUUUCUAUCAGGGGAAAUGAUGAGAAUUCGAGGAGUCGAAGAAUGCACAUAUAUGUCUCCCUGUUGAAACAAAUGGCUCCAGAGCAUCUUUUGGCUACAUUUGCAAAAGUUUGUGCAGAAAUUUUAGCUUCUGCAUCUGAUGGAAUGCUCAAGAUCGAUGAUGUUACAAGUCAAUCUGUUUUACAGGAUGCGUUUCAGAUUCUCUCCUGUAAAGAAAUCAAAAUCCCGACAAACAAAGGUCCAGCAGUGGAAUCAACAGAAAUGGAAGAAGAAGCCACCGGAGAAAACGCCGUGAGAGGACGAGUGAUAACACAAGUCGUGAAAAAGGGAUUAAUUCAAAACACAAUCCCGAUCUUCAUAGAACUAAAACGUCUUCUCGAGAGCAAAAACAGCCCUCUUUCAGGAUCCCUAAUGGAAUGCCUCAGAACCCUUCUCAAAGACUACAAAAACGAGAUCGAUGAGAUGCUCGUUGCCGAUAAACAACUCCAGAAAGAGCUAAUUUACGAUAUACAGAAAUACGAAUCAAUGAAGGCGAAAUCCACGGCGGCUGAAGCUGUUGGGAAGGGCGUGAAUGGAAAUAGCGUGAUUGCGACCUCGAAAGUGACGUCAGCGGUGGCUGGUGCGUUGGCGGAGAUGACGGCUAGGUCUGUGCUUAGGGAUGUGAACCAGGGUGCAGGGACACCGUCGCUUAGUGCCAUGAAUGUGCCGAAGCUUAAGUCGACUACAGCGGGUGUGAGCAAGCACAAGGGGAAGUCAGCGGCGGUGCUUGAGUCUUUGAGGAGAAGACAGUCUUUUGAACUGGACGAAUGAGAGAGAGAGAGAGAGAGAGAGAGAGAGGUUUAUCUAGUGUUUUUUAUUAGGAAGAUAAGUUGUUUAAGUUGUAUAUGGGUUGUAGACUAGAGAUGUACGUAUCAGUUUGUUCACAAGUUUAAGCCUUACUUUUUAGAAUGUACUUUACACUAACCGAUCGUAUUUGCUCUCUUUUAGUUCUAUAUUUUCGACCAUGAUUGGUAAGUCAUUUAUCAGAAA
Messenger RNA from Lactuca virosa, 4359 nucleotides. The record is from the annotation of a GenBank genome assembly. Lineage: Eukaryota; Viridiplantae; Streptophyta; Magnoliopsida; Asterales; Asteraceae.